Ostrinia nubilalis (European corn borer) is the source of this 4159-nucleotide messenger RNA. RefSeq lists its product as uncharacterized. The coding region runs from base 48 to 512 and encodes 154 amino acids. The record is from RefSeq and is a predicted model, not a curated record. The transcript is spliced from 2 exons. Lineage: Eukaryota; Metazoa; Arthropoda; Insecta; Lepidoptera; Crambidae.
CCGUAGUGGGGCGGCGCCGGCGCAUCACAGUCAAAACAACCAUCAGAAUGAGCGCUCACGCUCUCUGGUUCCUCUGUGCAGUGAUCUGUGUUGCUGGUGUGAGUGCCACAGUGCAAGAUGCGCCUGCACCUGAUAAGAAAAUCGAACUUUUUGAUGGGGUCCGGGUCAAUGUACCCCAGGAGAGCAACAGCACGGGACCGGUGAUGUCUUUGGAGGUGGACACCGGGAGUAUAGUCGAAGGUCGAGGGAAGCAGAAGAAGCUCCUGGAGCGAAUCCUGCCGAUGUUCAUCAUGCCGUUCCUCAUCCAGUCCACGAUAGUCCCGCUAUUCCUCAGCAUGCUCAAGUUCAUGCUGAUGAAGUCUCUCUUCGUGGGAAAACUCGCUCUCAUGCUGAUUAUUAUUAACGCGUUUAAAAAUAAUAACGCCGUAAAGGGACGAGAUGCUGUGAUGGCAGAUAUACACUAUGGGUACCAUGGCAACGGGAUGGAAGAGUAUGGUGCAUACGUAAAUUAAAGGCAAUGGAGAUUGCACUAUGUAGAGAGAGAGAAUAAAGAUAUUGAUAGAGAAAUAUCAGCUUAGGGCAGUCCACUACUCGUGAUAAACUCGUGGAGCCCCAAAAGCUCUCCCACCUUUUCAUCCAGUAAUUCAUCAGCUAAUAAAUCUUCAAAAUGUUCGGUUUUUGUAAAGUGACGCCAUUCUAUAACCCCGUCAAGUGACAGUUAUCUGGUUCGCAGUGUCUGUGUGUAAUUUCGUUUCUAAGGAAAAUAAGCACAAUUUCCUUGUUUAUUUUAAUGGAGGUACGGGAAAAAAGAAAUUCAAUGCUUGUCAAACAUUUUUCGACGAAAAUUUUGGUGGCAUCUUUAGGCCUAUAUACAUACAUACAUACUUACCUAUGCAGCUUAACAGGAUUACUGGCUUUAGUAAGUCAGUAAGGCGCUUACUCUACAAAACCACUGCUUCCAUUGCGGUGACAAAACCAGACGAUUUCAGUUUUGCUACAAAAAUUCGGAUGUAUCUUCAACAAUGACUCUCUUACUAAGUAGAACCUAGCUAAUCUAGAUUUAUUAAAAUACUUAAAUGUGAUAAUGGCAGCACGUUCGCACAUUUAAGUAUUCAAAAGAUGAAAAUCUUUUAAGAUUGUGGUAAUUAAGUUAGCUUUAGCCUUUUCUAAGUCAUACUUUUAUCAUGAAAAAUUGUCUUGUACAUGUCAAUUAUUAUAAGUAUUUUUCAGUGAUUGUACCUAAAAGUACAUAAUUUACCUAAAAAUAUUAUUCCACCCAUAGCAUCAUCUCUAAAAUCUGAGGCCUCCACCUAAUUACUAUCAAUACUACUAAGUAGCAUUUGUAUACACUUUUGAAAGCAAAAGUAAAAAAGGAGCCUAAAUUCCUCAGACAAAAACAAUUAUGUAUGAGACUUUUUAAUGAACUUUCACUGAACGACUUUUUGGUUUGUUUCUCCGUAGAUAGGUGAUACGUAGUAUUAAGACUAUAUUGCCCGUAUUCACAAUCGAUGCUAACUUAAGUGAAGCAGCAAAUCGAACGCACAGCGUUGAAUAAAGCUCUGUGAUUGGUUCGUGUGUCACCCUGUGCGUCCACGCGCACUGUGAGACCUCUUAGUAAUGUUUGUGAAUACGGGCGCGGGGUUGUUUUUCAACACCUAGAUACAUCUAACAUUGGGCGAAAUAAUAUUAUAAGCAUAAUUUGUCUGUACAUUCUAACUUUAAGACUACCUGUAAAUACAUCAUUUAAUUAAAAAUAAUUUAUUCUUGUAAAUACUUAACUAACUGUCUCUUCUUGGAGCAGUCUAUUAUACAAUUUAUUAUUUAUUUUAGGUAAUACUGAAUUAUUUAUUUUGAUUAAUUAGAGUUUUUAUUUUUAUAAUCUUUUUAUAUUAUUAUUGAUUCUUUAUUAUACCCAAAUGAUUAGGUAAUACCUGACUAUGAUAUUUUAACUUGAGCCUGCAAAUUAUCUGCAUAAGUAGAAACUUUUCAUAUUUUAUUAGGUUCAGGGCAUACUUAAGUCAAACUCUAUUCUUAAGCUAGUAUAGAAAAUGAGGAAUGUAGGUAUACUGAAGGUAUACUUGACUUACUUGACUUAUGGUCCUAUGUCCCCUAGAUGGGGCAGAGGGCGUCCACAACAGUCCUCCAUCGCGUUCGGUCUUGAGCUAUGUGUUUGAUCUCGCUCCAAGUCUUGCCGAUCUUCUUCGCCUCGUCUGCCACAGUGCGCCGCCAAGUUUGCUUGGGGCGACCACGUUUGCGUUUUCCUUGGGGAUUCCAAUCCAGAGCCUGCUUGGGGAUGUGAUCGGGAUCCCUUCGGAGAGUGUGGCCAAUCCAGUUCCACUUGCGGCGCUUGAUCUGCUGGUCGAUCGUAAUUUCGUGGCAGCGUUCCAAUAGCUCGACGUUGGAGAUUUUCUCAGGCCAGUAUAUCCCGAGAAUUCGGCGAAGGCAGCGGUUGACGAAGACCUGCAGCUGGUGCGAGAUGACCUUGGUGACCUUCCACGUUUCACACCCAUAGAGCAGCACGGAUUUAACGUUGGACCCGAAAAAGAGAAAAUGAGGAAUGUAGUUAUACUGAAGGUAUACAGAAUCGAAUAAAAAUUAAGCUCAAAGAACUGAAAUUAAAGUACAAUAAAACUUUCAAUACCGCAAGUAACUAGGUGUGACCACUCUUAUCAAUAUAGAAUUUUCCAUUAUUGAAGUUUUACUUAUAUUCAAUUUUAUUAUUAUAAGUGCCUAACUUUGAUAAGACAUUUUAUAUGGCAGUCGUGCAUUUAAAUAAACUACAGAAUUCAUUGCACUUAUUUGUUUUCAUUGACAGUUUGAUAGUAGUUAUUUAUGACUCUACAUUAUCUACUUUGUACCAGAGCUAUAAAAUAGUGACCAUUUGCUUUACCUUGAGUAAUGAAACUUCAACUUGAUUAGUCAAGGUAUGGAAACUGGCAUACCUAGAUUGCUAAGAAUCGGAUGACCACAAUUAAAAUACUACUGUAGACUUACUAACAAAGUUUAAAACUCUAAACUUUAUUGUGAAAUAGUUGCACUUUUCUUUAGUUCAUUAGAUGUCUGAGAAAAUUACGAGACCGAGACUUAACUUCGACUUAUUGAAAAAGUAGACGGAGUUUCCUUUCGAGAUUUUAUUUCACUUUUGUAAACUGAGACCGGGCUUACAAUUAAAGAUACAAAUAAAAAUGGAUUUAGAACUUAUGGAUAUUGCAAAUAAAAUUAACAAGUUAGUACUCAAAAUAAUAGAGGACAGAGGAAGAUUCUAAUUCCUGCCAUACCUACGCCUCUUACCAACGUAUCUAAGAUUUAGCUUAGUUGUAGUGUAGAUUAAAAAUUACCUUUAUGGUAGUCUACAUUAGAAAAAUUGAUGUGUCCUUGAAUUUUCUCGCGCGGUACAUUGCAGUGCCUUUCCACUGAAAGCACUCCACUUCAAACUAAAAAUUAAUACGAAGAAAAAAUAUAUGUAGACCAAUGAUAUUAUAGAACUUUUGUUUUUAUAAUAUCAUUGAUGUAGACAGUAAAAGUAAUAAUUUUAUUUUACAUACUUGAGAAGCAAAAAAUCACCAGGCAUAAUAAAGAAAAGAGUGUGACGCUUGUAAUAUCUGAUAAAACAUAAUAUUUUCAGUUAUAGCCUGACCAGGAACAUAAAAACCCUCGCCAUGUUGCGGAAAACUAAUGGUACUAAUUUCUUUUAAUGGCAACAGUAACUGAAAACUUCAUUGACAUGUCACCUUGCAUGUCAGUCUAUUGUUGUCAAAGUGUAAACAAACUUUAUUUUAAAUGUGUGCAAUUGAUUUUGUGAAUUAAAUUGCUAAAAUAUUUUUACAGUCGUGAAAGAAAAGUGGUUCACGAUGUGUUAAUGUAUUUGUCGAAGAGAAAUACUAAGGGUUCGGACAAUAUUUUCAUUGAAUAAUGUUUCCGACAAAGGUUGUCAAAUUGACUGACAUGUUUAUCGUAUAGUACAGUCCACUAUGAAAAUUUGCUGUAGUCUGUUUCAACUACCUAUUUUAAAGUUUUUUGUCACUUUCUAAGUUUUUAAUUUUAUGGAAUUGGGAAAGAAGUACCGAGUUUGAAGCGUUCUUGAGCAGACAUUGCAGUUGAAUAUUCAAGUUCUGAAUUUGAUUAUUGAUGAAUAAUAAAAUAAAUCCUACUAGCUCGA